AUGUCUUUAGCUUAUAACGCGCAGUUUUCCGUCCUGGCUAGAGCAGGCAUCCCACGGCGGAAUAAGAAUGAUCCGUUGACACUGGAAGGUUGUGGCUAUGGCCUACAUCCUGCUUCUGGAGGUGACAGAAUCGUUGGAGGAGAAACUGCUCGCCAUGGGCAGUAUCCUUGGAUGGUCUCCUUGUACAGACACAACAAUGGUUUCGAACACUGGUGUGGAGCAACCAUUUUAAACGAGCAUUGGGUGGUUACUGCUGCACAUUGCAUACAAUUCCCUAAUGAACCAUGGAGGUAUAAAAUAUUUGCCGGUAUGCAUAAAUUAUCUCAAGAUGACGGUCCUACAGUUAGAAACCAUGAAGUUUCUGAAGUUUAUGUUCAUGAGAAAUUCGGCAGACAUUCAAUCGGAAACGACAUUGCUUUACUGAAGCUGAAAAAGCCACUAAAUAUAAAAGACGCUGGUGGCUACAUUAAUGGCAUUUGCUUGCCAAAGAACAGAGACGACCCAAUGGGAUUUGCCAGAGCAACAGGCUGGGGUGAUACAACUCAUGGUGGAGAAGGAUCUGACAUCUUAAAACAAGUGCUGCUUCCUAUUGUUGAUCGUGAUACUUGUAACCAGAUAUAUGGAAACUAUAUCGAACGAUAUCCUAUAUUAUCACAAAUGAUCUGCGCAGGGCAACGAGGACGGGACACAUGCCAGGCGGAUUCGGGAGGACCUCUUUUCCAGACCGAUGACCACGGUGUGUCCACAUUGAUCGGAAUCACUUCUUUUGGAACAGGAUGCGGAGAUAGCCAUCCGGGAGUGUACACCAAAAUCGCCGAAUUCCGUGAUUGGAUGACGAAAAUCAUCAUUACUUAGGUCGUUCAUGAUGAAAUAGGAAAAGAAAAGAAAUUACCAGUUCAUUAAUUGCAUGUAUUAAGGGAUUCAAUAAAGACAGA
This is a messenger RNA of Uloborus diversus, 935 nucleotides long. Its product is annotated as venom peptide isomerase heavy chain-like. Gene Ontology annotation, biological process: proteolysis. The record is from RefSeq and is a predicted model, not a curated record. The transcript has 7 exons. NCBI's taxonomy places the organism in Eukaryota, Metazoa, Arthropoda, Arachnida, Araneae, Uloboridae. The coding region runs from base 1 to 855 and encodes 284 amino acids. Gene Ontology annotation, molecular function: serine-type endopeptidase activity.